Molecule: messenger RNA, 716 nt
Organism: Otolemur garnettii (small-eared galago)
Lineage: Eukaryota; Metazoa; Chordata; Mammalia; Primates; Galagidae
Gene: BEX5
Product: brain expressed X-linked 5
Exons: 3
Coding region: 152-490 (112 amino acids)
Biological process (GO): signal transduction
Cellular component (GO): cytoplasm
Molecular function (GO): signaling receptor binding
Source: RefSeq, a predicted model, not a curated record
GGCGGUGCGCCGGCUCAUUAUUGCCCUGAAGGCCGGAGAGACAUCGGGAAAAAGAGGUUUUAAGUGCGUUGGCGCAGCAGAUUUCAAGGCUAAAAGAGAAAGACUGCCUCUGAUACGUGCAGGAAGAAGAGACAGGAACAUAAAACUCAACAUGGAAAAAGUCCCCCAGGAAAACAAAGUUGAGGAGCCAGCCCCAGUGAAGAAUGAAGAAGAAGCUCGUCCUUUAGAAGGUGAAGGCCAGGAGCAUGGAGGAAAUGUUAGAAGGGAUCGGGUUCCACCAGCACAGGAAUUUGGAGAGGAUGCGCCUAAUAGGCUUGCUGAUAACAUUGAUUUGAUAGAUGGAGAUGCAGAUGAUAUGGAACGGUUCAUGGAGGAGAUGAGAGAGCUAAGGAGGAAAAUUAGGGAGCUUCAGUUGAGAUACAGUCUGCGCAUUCUUAUAGGGGACCCCCCUCACCAUGAUCAUCAUGAUGAGUUUUGCCUUAUGCCUUGAAUUUUGAGAUUAAUAACUAUAAACCCUCUCUGCUUUGCAAACUUGCAUUUUCCUGAUAUACCUUUAGUCUGAACCUUCUGAUGUUCUUCUGUCAUUUUCUGAUUAGAGAUACCAUUUUCACCCAGGCUGUAAGUCCCUUCGUCAAUGGGGGAGUUUCAUCAACUUGCAUGAAAACAUGUUUAUCACAUAUUGUAAUGUUAAUAAAGCAAUUAAAAAAAUCAGUCUA